AUGCAUCGAAUUCUGGUCGAGAUCAUGGCAUUCCAUGCAACUCGCGACGAACGCACGAAAGCGUGUUGGAGAAUCCAGGAUUGUAACUCCUGCAUCAACAGCAAGCAUGGCUGUGGGUGGUGCUCUUCAAGCUUCUCUUGUGUGCCGGCCGACUCCUUACUGGAUCCCGUAUCAAACCACGGCAUAUGUCCUCUCGCGUCCGAACGUUUCGAGCUCCGUACAAAAGCUCUGGGAUGUGGCUGCUCUACUACUACGCUUCUUAGCGUCAUCGUUACCGUGUUUGCAACUAUUGCUGCACUCUUGCUGCUUUAUGGCGUUGGGCUGGCGUUGAAGAGUCUGAAUCCGUACCUGGGAUCAGGACAGGCUGCUGGCUGGGAGAUUGAGGUCAAAGAUGAUGGGACCAGGAUCGGGCACGAUUGGUAUCGAGGACGCUUUCGAAAAUGGUUUCAUUCGUUCUGGAAACCCAUGCCUGAUCUUUCAAAGCAAAGCGAGCAGGAAGCUGUCACAGAAAGGUCCCGUUUACUUGCUUGA
Molecule: messenger RNA, 531 nt
Organism: Pseudocercospora fijiensis CIRAD86
Lineage: Eukaryota; Fungi; Ascomycota; Dothideomycetes; Mycosphaerellales; Mycosphaerellaceae
Exons: 1
Coding region: 1-531 (176 amino acids)
Source: RefSeq, a predicted model, not a curated record